Molecule: messenger RNA, 1054 nt
Organism: Micropterus dolomieu (smallmouth bass)
Lineage: Eukaryota; Metazoa; Chordata; Actinopteri; Centrarchiformes; Centrarchidae
Gene: mrpl46
Product: mitochondrial ribosomal protein L46
Exons: 4
Coding region: 18-899 (293 amino acids)
Cellular component (GO): mitochondrial large ribosomal subunit
Molecular function (GO): structural constituent of ribosome
Source: RefSeq, a predicted model, not a curated record
GAAUGUAGCAGAAGAAGAUGGCUGCGCCCUGUAGAAGGAUGGCGAGUCGGUCUCUCCUACAGCUUCUUUCUGGUUUUAGCAGGACAGCGGUCGGGAACACGGGGUUUCGUCAUUUGUCCAGCACUUCUGUUUCUCGAGCGUCUUUGCAGACCAAAAGUGUAACGGAAAGAGCGACUUCUCCGUGGACUCUCAUGGCAGCGGUGUGUCUGCAAAGGCUUCCGGUCAUAUCAGCGGACCUCAGCCCGAUGGAGCAGCAGUUCAGACAGAUGAUGCACCAGAUGGAGCUGGAGAAAAGCUUGCUGUCGGACCACGAGCUGCGACUGCUGGAGGACGCUGAGAGAAUGAGUCGUAAGCAGGCGGACAACUAUGACUCGGACGAAGAGGACGACCGCGGCGACCAGGAGAUCAUGUUGGCUCAGGACCUGGAAGACUCCUGGGAGCAGAAGCUGAAGAGCUUCCAGCCAGCGCCAAGGGUCAAAGCUGAUGUAGAUAAGGACUUGACCUCUUUGGAGCGCUGCCUGGCCGACUCGCUGGUUCUUCUGGCCGAGCAGCAGGUCGGCGGCGAGAAGCUGUGGCUGCUGCCUCAGACUCAGUGGCAGGAAGGAGAAACGCUGCGACAGACGGCCGAGAGAGCCCUCGCUUCCCUGCCAGCGGCUGGUUUCAAGGCGACUUUCCUUGGCAACGCCCCAUGCGGAGUGUACAAGUACAAACUGCCCAAAGCAGUUCGGACGGAGAGCUCAGUCGGGACAAAGGUGUUUUUUUUCAAAGCCAUUCUGUCAGACAGCGCCCCCCCCGCGGCCCCAAACGCUCCUUUUCUGUGGGUGAAGAAAAGCGAAAUGCAGCGCUACCUGAAACCAGCAUACAUGAUGAAGGUCGACCGCUUCAUCCUCGGCGUGUGACGCCUAAACACAAAUCAGGGACACUGACUACCAGAACAAUAUUUAUGAGGCCCAGAAAGUUACCCAUGUCACUUUUCUGUCGUCUUGUAUCAUAAAAUGUUCUUUCGUUCAAUUUAUGUGUUUCAUUGUAUAAAUAAAUUGUUUUUUUUCACACA